This is a messenger RNA of Callorhinchus milii (elephant shark), 3036 nucleotides long. Its product is annotated as T-box transcription factor TBX22-like. Gene Ontology annotation, molecular function: DNA-binding transcription factor activity, RNA polymerase II-specific; RNA polymerase II cis-regulatory region sequence-specific DNA binding. The transcript has 8 exons. Gene Ontology annotation, biological process: cell fate specification; regulation of transcription by RNA polymerase II; positive regulation of DNA-templated transcription. Lineage: Eukaryota; Metazoa; Chordata; Chondrichthyes; Chimaeriformes; Callorhinchidae. The record is from RefSeq and is a predicted model, not a curated record. Gene Ontology annotation, cellular component: nucleus. The coding region runs from base 308 to 2005 and encodes 565 amino acids.
GACCUGCACAGCGUUAUCUGCACUUUUGACCACUGCAGAGAAACUCUUCCUCGGGGACAACUCACGGUUAGGGUCCCGGGGACUCCUUCACUCGCAAUUCCCUUCGUUGGCUUCACGACCGACGGGUCGGUUCGGUUUGGAAAACAACCCGCGUCUCCCUCACCCAACACUCGGGACACCGAAGAAGAAGAAGAAGGAGGAGGAGGAGGAGGACCAUCGGGAACAUGAAGUGUGGCUUUGACUGGAUUGCACUCCGAGACCCUCCGACCCAGGAGCCGGUUCUGGCGAAGUUUUGCUGGUGACUGGAAUGGGACUCGUUCUGGAGCACAACCCGAGACACGAGGCUUGUCCCGCACGGUACCUUUCAGUCCGUCUCGCCGCGUGUUUUCCUGAACCCGGUCUGACUGUGCCAAGGUUUCAUGUUCACGUAACGAUGGCUUUGAGUUCUCGAGCUCACGCUUUCUCGGUGGAAUCUCUGGUGGGGAAGUCCCUGAAGAGGAAGUUGGAAGACCACGAAGAUGCAACUUCGAGGGCUCAUCCGAUGGGGAGACUCACACCCCCUGAUCCGGUUCAGGACACGGGGGGGAACGAAUCUGGGGAAGAAGCUAAGGGCCAGAGGGCCAGAGCCCGGAGCUGCCUGUCGCCGCCUCCCUGCCCGGGGAUCAGCUCGGUCUGUCUGGCUGUGCAGGUGGAGCUGCAGGGAGCAGAGCUUUGGAAACGAUUUCACGAGAUUGGGACGGAAAUGAUCAUUACCAAAGCUGGCAGGCGCAUGUUUCCCGCAGUACGUGUGAAAAUUAAGGGUCUGGAUCUCAUGAAGCAGUAUUAUAUCGCCAUGGACAUUGUCCCAGUGGAUUCCAAGAGAUACAGGUACGUGUAUCACAGUUCUCAGUGGAUGGUGGCUGGGAACACCGAACAGUCCUCGCUCAGCCCCCGGCUCUAUGUGCACCCCGAUUCUCCUGCUUCAGGGGAAACUUGGAUGAAACAGAUCGUCAGUUUCGACCGAGUGAAACUCACCAACAACGACAUGGAUGAUAAGGGACAUAUUAUUCUGCAGUCCAUGCACAAGUAUAAACCGCGGCUGCAUGUGAUCUUGAAGCAGGCGGACGCUAACCUGUCGGUAAAUCAGCUUCUCCCGACAGAUGGAGUACAAACGUUUUCUUUUCCGGAGACUGAAUUCACAACAGUGACAGCUUACCAGAACCAACAGAUUACGAGGUUGAAAAUCGACAGAAAUCCAUUUGCCAAAGGAUUUAGGGACCCUGGAAGAAACAGAGUGAGUUUGGAAGGAGUCAUAGACAGCUAUCCUUGGAGAGCUGCGGUACCAACACUGGAUUUUCAGGCUUUUAAUAUACAAACUAGAGGUAGGUGCUCAGACUCCUCGCAAGUAACCUACACUGAGACUCCAUGCUCUCUGACCUCGGUAAUCUCUCCCUCCUGCUCUCCACCCUUGUUUCAUGUGACCUCAAACACUCUUGGGAUGACUUGUCGAGACGCUCAUCUUUGUAAUGUAGACUUCCCCAUUUGUUACACCUCUGGCAGAAACAUGGGUCCUCAGCGGUUUACCUAUCCACCAUCAUAUGACCGGGUGAGAGUCAACACUUCACCGUCAGAAAUCUUUGCCACUCAGAGAUCCCCAUCUCUGAUGUUUCGUCUCCCCUAUUUCUCUUCAAUUAACGCUUUAACGACAAACCAUGGAAAAGCUGGAGACCUCAAUGGACAUGGAGUGCAAGUGCCCAAUGCUGCCUUUUCCCAUCUUCAAAUCAUGCAGCCUCGAAGCACAAUUUCUCAAGACAAUCCAAUGCACCAAGACUUGUACAACUUUUCUGUGCGUCGCCCUUACAGUUUAUAUGGCUACAACUUGGCUGCAUCUUCUAGACUAGCAACACAUCCAUUUAAAUUGAUCACUCAAAACAGCCCACCACCAAACGCCAACACGCCAGUGACUGAGAGAACUUUGGGAGUUGGAAAAGCUCAAUGGCAACCGGCAGCCAAUCCCAGUCUCUAAUACAGUUGCAUUUAAGAGGCAUUUCUUUGAAAGAACUUUCGAAACUUUGACAUUUGGAACAAAUGAUCCGUUAGGAAACAGAGAAUAUUAAAGGUCAUAUAAAUUAAUGGCCACAGGAAAUUGCAGCAGGAAAUGUUCAUUGAGUGUCACUGUGUAUUGGGUGUAAAACUAACGUGAGAUCUAACGACAAACAGAGCUGUUAUAAAACUCUUGGUGGCGUGCAACGCAUCUGAACUUCCUUAAAUUACCAAUUUCAGUGUAAAUAGCAACGUUUGUGUGUAAUUUUAUUAUAAGACGUUUUGCAGAAGAGAACUAGCAAUAAGCCCACACCCCAAAACAAACUGAUACCCCUCCGUCCAAGGAUUCGGUUUGGAAUAUCAGUUUACAAAAAAUACAACUGACGCUUCAUCAUAUUCCUACACAAUGCUAAGGUCCGCAAAUAACUGGUUUAGACACCUCGAUUGAGGAUACUCUAUUCCUGCAAUAAUUCGUUUCAAAAUGCCCAAAUGUUCGCUCCUCUAUCAAUUCAUAAACUCAACCGAUCGUCUCAUCCUGCGCGUACUUGAUCAUGUUCAUUGGCAAAACGAAUCACAUCACUGCACUAAUGAAAUAGCACAUAGCAUUAAUAAUUCGGAAGAGUCGCGUUUGUCCCUAUUUUCCGUUUACAAACCCUUUGUCUGGAUCCCAUCACACCAGCAGUGCCCUCACUCUUGAUCCUGAUCAAAUCGCAAUCGAGUGCAACAGUUGAUGUUUUCCGAAUCCCACAUUUCGACGAGGAAGGGGUUGGUUUACAAUAUAAUGUCAUGUUGAAUCAUUUUAAACGCACGUUAAGCCAUAAACGUUUAACGCUACGGGUUCCCUGUUUUGCUGUAUGUCUGAAUCAACAAGAGAGAGAAACAAUCACAAAGAUGGACAGGAGGUGAUGGAGUUAAUUGGUUGUAAAGGAAGCACAGAUCAGUGGAUGAAGUGCUCCUUCCAGAUCCAUCGGGAAAAUCAAUGUCAGCUUUGAAUCUAGCAUAAUACUCUCAGGU